CGGACAGGCUGGGGGCGUGUCUGACACCGAUGUGGAUCUCCCCAUUGGUGGACAGCUAUCCUGGUUACCAACCAACACUACUCACUGGGGACAUGAGAAAACACAGAAAACUCGUAAAAUUCAAAGCUAAUUGCUAACAAAGUGCUGUUUUACAGGGACAGUAACCUUGGGGUUGUCAUCUGUGUUCCCUCUGCAGUGGUAAUCCAACACAACACAAAUUUCAAUUAUAUCUUCUCAUCUGAAUCAUCUGCCCUCCAAAAUAUGGGAUAGGGUUAUGUGAACAGCAUCACCUGCAGCCACACAAUGCAUAACGAGGAGAGUAAGACGUGCCAAGGAGAGAAGCUAGCCUCUGCUGUGGACGACACUCUGGAUGAAUAUUUAAUCGCCCUUCAGCACAAAAACAGGAUCCUAAAGCGCCUUAAAGUCAAAGACCCCAGGGAGAUUGAGUUGGAACAGCUUGAGCAAGGUUUUUCCAUUUAUCUUAAUGGAGCCAAUGCUGAAGCCAAUAGGAAGCAGCCCAAGAGCUCCAACCACAAGUCUGUCACCUCCCCACCUGCUUGGAGGCUGGCACGUACAGCAGAUGUCUGUCGAAGCGCCCACCAGUUAACUGAAGACAGCCAUAAUCUGGAGCAGACUCCCAGGAAGAGGAACCACACUUCCCCAGGAAAGGUCCAGAGGAAAGAAUGGGUGCAGGAUUCUGUCAGAAUUCGAACAGAGGAAGGACCAAGUUUACAGAUCUCCCCAGAAAAACGCUACUCUGAGGAUUUUGAGCCUUCUGAAAGUGUAGACAUGGAGAGCUCCAGUCCGCGCUCGCAUCGUAGUCCCUGCUCCCCAAGGAACACCUACAAGGUGUCGCGCUCCUUCAGCUCCAGGCAUGAGAGCCAAGGAGGCCAAGCAAAUCAGGAGUACAAUGAGAAGGUACUUCUCAACCUUGAGGAAGUGAAGGUUCUGCGACGCAGCCUGGAGGUUAGCAUGCGGCGAAGCAACCGUGGCUCGGCGGGGGAGGAGUCGGACGAGGAGUGGGUGGAGGAGCAGAUCGAGAGGGAGGAGAGCACUGAGAGUCUGGACGAACUGGGGCUGCCUGUUUCGUCCUCCAAGUCCUCCUCCAACCCUCGGCCCAGCAGCUCCCAAUGCCGUUUUGACUCGGCAAACCUCGUUGUCCUGGACUUUGGACCCUCAACUAAAGGUCGUAAGAUUGAACGCUCUCUGUCUGCAAAAAGGAAAGAAAACACUGACACCUUUAUACCUUCCAAGCCCGUGUUGGUGAAGAGCAAAACAUUAGAUAUGCCACCUUCCAAAGAGAGCUGGGAUGGUCAGAGGCCAAGGAGUCGGGUGGAGAGGCCCCUGUCAGCAGCCAGAAAGGCUUCUGUUGAGGAGCGAGACUCAGACGAGAUGGCAUGCAGGGUGCGCCAGGCCAUCCAGAGAGAAAACGACCCUGUGCAGAGCCCUGAGCUCUUCAACCGCAACAUGGGCAGGGGACACCAGAUGAUGAAUGGCUUCGGGCACCACAACAGCCGUGACAAGGAUGGGAACAGUGUCACCGUGGCCAUGCAGAGAAUCACGCUUAUGGGCCCCGGGCAACAACAGAAACUGCUGAAAGCCUUGGAGAAACUUGAAGCAGGACCCAGCUGCAACAUUCCUCAGAGUGUCAAAAUCGACUAUAGCAAGCAGCCGAGAAAGCUGUCCUCGGCCGAUGUCACCCCAACAUUAUAUGUUACCAUGGAGAUCCUGUCAAACUGGGGGAACGCUUUGCAGGUUGGGCUCACUGAGUUGCAGUUCUUCUGCCUCAGAAACAAGAAGGUGUAUGUGUCUCCACACGACAUAGACAUCAGGAACGCUGACUACCCCGGGAAUCUGGGGGCGCUUGUCAACGGAAAGGUGAAGACCACCAAAGAGCGCCACAUGUGGACGUGUUUGUUCCACCCUCCCAUCCAGCUCUACUUCAUCAUCAGGAACACGGAGCGCUCCCCAGACUUUGGAAUAUCUCGCAUCAAAAUCUGGAACUACAACACAAGCCUCAAUGAUCUUGACAUUGGUGCACGGCAUAUAAAGCUGUACCUUAACAGCACAUUGGUGUUUGAAGGUGAGCUGGAGAAGGGCUGCGGCAACCACGUCUUUGACUAUAGCACCACAAUUGACCUCCAGGAUUUCCAGGUUUCAGACUCCUUGUUUUCCAGCCCUGUUUCUUCAGGACACAAUCUACGGGGUGCCAGCCCCCAGCGCCAUGAGGACGGAAAGGGUGGGGAGGGCAGCAGCACCCAGCACCACCACAGUUGGAAUCCGCAGCCAUCAGAUGCAGGCCAGGCUAUGAUAGACAUGCAGGAAAAACCAAAUACAUUGCUACCACCCAUCACUCCUUCACCAGUGGGGGUUUCAUCCUCCGCUCUUCGCUCCUCCACACAAAGAAACUCUUUUGACCUGUCUGCUUCGGAGGAGCCACUCUCUCUCCGGCAGCAGGUGGAGCAGCCUGCGACCAUGGAGCAGACAGUCACCACCCAGCCAUCCUCCUCACGGGUGGCCCCCCAGUGGCUGCAGCCCCUGAGCAGAGGAGCUCCAGAGGGCUGCGAAGCCAGCAGGGAGAGGCCCCGAUGGCUGGUGCCUCAGCACUCUGCAGAGCCCAAAUCUCCGUCAGCCUCGUCCUCUUCAAUGCUCCCGGAGCUGCCGUGUAACCCAGGCAGAGUGUGUAGGGGGAUGGAGAGGACAGUGAACGGGGAUCAGUGGAAGGCUGACUCUUUGGACCUAAGCUGCGACCUGCUGGAGGAGCUCGUGGAGCAAGCCCAAGACAGGCCCAUCAGUGGACGCAGGAGCUCGUUUCGAAACACUGCAGUCAUUGCCAGGCAGACAGAGGAGCAGCACCUUAGAGCUACUGCACUUUCAAACACAGAGGAGCCGAUGCCAUUGGUGAACACAAGCAGGAGGCAGUGCACCCCUCUGGCCCAGCUACACAGCCAACAGGAUGACACCCUCAGGGAGUCCUGGGACUCUCUCACUAAGUUCAACCAAUGCCAGCGUGGACGCAUCUCCAACAUGGGCUUCGAAGGUGACAUCUUUGAUGAGUUCCUCCAGCGCCAGGGCCGUGGUCCAACCACAGUUCCAGUCAACCCUUCCACAGCACCCAGGAGCCCGCAUUCCUCCAUCACCACUCAGGGGCCACUGUGUGAAGGCCCUGACGAUGAUCCAUCCAUGGAACGGGAGGACGAGUUUGAGAUCCCUGUGCUGCCGCAGGGCCAAAGGCUGGUCAUCAACAUCCUGUCCACCUGGGGCGAUCGCCACUACGUGGGCCUCAACGGCCUCGAGGUGUUUAGUUCCAGUGGAGAGCCCCUACGACCUGCUCACAUCCUUGCUGACCCUCCAGACAUCAACAUUCUGCCUGCAUACGGCAAAGAUCCACGCGUGGUCACCAACUUGAUUGAUGGCGUUAAUCGUACCCAGGAUGACAUGCAUCUUUGGCUAGCACCUUUCACCCCUGGUUGUAGCCACACCAUCUUUCUGGACUUUGGAGCUCCCUACCAAGUGGCCAUGAUCCGUGUGUGGAACUACAACAAGUCACGCAUUCACUCCUUCCGAGGGGUGAAGGAGGUGGAAAUGCUGCUGGAUGGAAGGUGCAUCUUCAGGGGCGAGAUUGCCAAGGCAUCAGGGACCCAGUCUGGAGAGUUGGACCAAUUUGGUGACACUAUCCUGUUCACCACUGAUGAUGACAUCCUGGAGGCUAUGUCUCGUUAUGAUGAAACCUUCCUCGGUGAAAGUGAGGGUCCCGAGAGCCUGGUGGCUGAGGAGGAGCUGCAGAGACCACGCACUGCUGAUGGAGAAGGAGAGGAAAGACCCUUCACACAGGCUGGCUUCCGAGAGGAAGACCUCAAAUUGAAACUUCACCUCAACCCCACUGUGAGCCAGUCUGAGGAGAACAUGGAGCAUAUUCCUGGGAUGUACACUGGAAAUUGCCUUAGACUAGAGCUGGUGUUGACUUGGGGGGACUCCCACUACAUGGGCCUGACAGGAUUGGAGGUGGUGGGGAAGGAUGGAGAGAGUUUACCUUUAGACCUCAGUAUGAUGGCUGCCUCACCAGGGGACCUCAAUGACCUGCCUGAGUACGAAUACGACCUGCGCACACUUGAUAAGCUUAUAGAUGGCCACAACAUUACCACUGAUGACCAGCACAUGUGGCUGAUCCCUUUCUCCUAUGGAGAGCCCCACAUCUUGAACAUAACGUUCAACAAGGCCCAGACCAUCGCUGGACUCCGUAUCUGGAACUACAACAAGUCCCCUGAGGACUCUUACAGAGGGGUGAAGGUGAUCCAUUUGUUCAUGGAUGAUGUUGCAAUCUCCCCAUUGGAGGGAUUCCUGAUCAGGAAAGGACCAGGCAACUGUCACUUUGACUUUGCCCAGGAGAUCCUCUUCCUAGACUUUCUCCAGAUGCCCACCGCCAACAAGAGUGCAGUGGACUACCACAAAGGAAGCUUCAAGAAACAAGAACAGGCCAGCAUGGACUAUGAAGCUCCCAUCAUGCCUUGUGGAUUCAUCUUUCAGCUGCAGCUGUUAACAACCUGGGGAGACCCGUACUACAUCGGCCUCAACGGCCUCGAAUUUUAUGACCAAAACCACGAGAAGAUCAUUCUCAGUGAAAACAACAUCGCUGCAUUUCCAGACAGCGUGAACGUACUGGACAAUGUGAGCGGUGAUGUGAGGACUCCAGACAAAUUAAUAGAUGGAGUCAACAGUACCCAAGAUGGAAGAUGUAUGUGGUUAGCCCCGGUGCUCCCUGGACUGGUGAAUCGUGUGUACGUCAUCUUUGAUCAGCCAGUGACGGUGUCCAUGAUCAAACUGUGGAACUACUCAAAGACACCACAAAGAGGAGUAAAAGAGUUUGGGCUGCUUGUGGACGACCUCCUGGUGUACAACGGCAUCUUGGACUGUGUAAGCCAUGUGGCACGAGGCAUUCUGCCUACCUGUGAUCCAGUGGUGCCCUACCACACCAUCCUGUUUACAGACAACGCCUACAUUGCACACCGUGAGAGGAACACUGUCAUCAGCCCUCGUGGCAGCAGACACCACCAACCUAAUUAUGUGGAGGACCAGGAUGUGAAGAUGACCAAUGAGAAUCAGAUAGUCCAUCACAACAAGAAGAAGCAGACAGCCGACCCAGCUCUUCGGCCUAAAACCUGCAUGACCGAUGGUGGGAAACAUGGAAAGAGGAGGUACUGACAGACAGAUGAUGAAGAAGUGGAUUCAGUGCUCAUGCAAAGAGAGCGGAACUGAAAGGGCGGAACUAUGGCUGAAUUUUGAAAACCUCCCUUAUUUUCAGCAAAGUCGAGUUUGCAAAGCAAAGAUCGAAAGUAGCCAUGGUUUGAAAGGGCGACUUGACAGAUGGUCCACAAUCAAAAGAACAGAGCUUGCACAGAUAACAAUGGGUUUGCACACACACGCAAGCACGUGCACACACACACACACACACACACACACACACACACACACACACACACACAGGAUUCCACUUUAUGGUUGGAUCAUUCACCAGGACACGUUAUACUGGACACAUACUGUAUGGUUGCCCCGGUUGUCCCUCCCACAGUGCCAGGAUAAACCUGUGAGGCUGCAUUUUUAUCAGCCCUAUUAUUGUGCCUAGUACUAAACACUAUAUCUGUGGCUGCUACUUGUGACUUCUGUGUUGCAUAUUUAAAUGCUGCUUGUGGCGUGUAAAUACUUUAAAAAACAAAACAAAAAAAAGGCCACAUGAAUACACUCUCACAUCAGGAUGUGGCCACUGGUACAGUUAUUAAUGAAUUGUAUCCACUGAUGAGCCUAGACGAUCAGCUCUUUGCCUAAUGGGUUUGAGAACUGACCAACACUCCCGCCAGUACACCAACCGGUUGUAAUGCUAUGCAGACACUAAUUUAUAUCUAUUAAUGAUUUAUAUCUGUUGGCUAAUAUAUUUUAAAGCCUAACGGUUUUACUUGGGGAAGUGCUUCCAGGGAGCUUUUCACCUUUGAAAGAUUUAUAUCGAAGGCUAAAGUGGAAACGCUUGUAGUUGAAAAAAGUACAGUGGUCCUUUUGUACAUUUCAACUUGAAGCUGCACAAAGCUUCAGACUCCACACUUGAAUAUUCAAAAUGUAUAUUUGGCUUCACAGAAUUAGGUCAGUAUAUUUUUCUGCUUAGCGCCAGGUAGAAAAAACAACUUGUUUGCAAUCCAAGUGACCUUUAUUGAAGUUGCUAUAUAAGGUAGAUUUUAUGGAGGCAAACAUGUCAUGAGCAAGUAAAGCAAGUUUUAGUAAUUUGGUUGGAAAUUAAAAAAAAAAAAAAUCUACAUUUGCCAGUUUAGAUUUUGAGUAGAUUCAGUAACAGGCAACUUCUAAUAUGCAAAUACUAUAAUCUUACCUCAAAUUGAGAAGAAUUAUCUUGAAAAAGGGAUUUAUCUUUAUCUAUCUCUACCUUCACUAUAAUACUUAGUAGUUGGUGUUGUGCUGUUCAUUCAUUCAAUAUUUACUGUACUAACUUGUUGCAUGGGAAAUUAGCUGUUACCAUCUUUAAAUGUUACUUUUGUUUGAAAGGAGUUUUUACUGCUUCAUUGAAAAAUCAUUUUAUCCUCCUUACAUAUGACAGGAGUAACCGUUAUGAAAUGCAGUUUUAUGUAUUUAAUUUCAGCGUGUCCAAGAGCAACAAUGGUCAAUACUCUGUAUCUCAGUCCUGCUCUGUAGGGUGGUGGCUAUUAUUGUGUGUGACAUUAGUGUUUUGAAAUAUUUAAUUAUUUUUCUAAUCUUGAUUGAAUAUGUAUAUUUGAUGUAGGUUUAUUUGAAAUAAAUAAAAAUGACA
Sander lucioperca (pikeperch) is the source of this 6808-nucleotide messenger RNA. It is a transcript of the gene katnip, whose product is annotated as katanin interacting protein. The record is from RefSeq and is a predicted model, not a curated record. The transcript has 29 exons. Lineage: Eukaryota; Metazoa; Chordata; Actinopteri; Perciformes; Percidae. The coding region runs from base 304 to 5202 and encodes 1632 amino acids.